AUGGAGAAGAGAGGUGAUUUUUAUGAUGUGAUUAAUAAUGGUGAUUUAGAAAAUAUUGAAGAUGGAACAAUGUUUAAAAAAGUGAUACCAGAUAAAAUAGUUAAUGGAGUAGUUGAAGAGUUAGCUAACUGGUCAAUAGAAAUAAUUGAAAAUGAUGUUGAAGUUAUGAUUGAAAAUGAGUAUAGAAAAGUGUAUCAAUGGAUAUCUCUAGUAGGUUUACAUAACAACAGGCUAAUAAGAACAUCAGCAAUUGUUGGUGUAAAGAAUCCAUUUUUAAUUAAAACUAGAAAUUGUUUCUACAAAUUAUUAGAAAGAAAUCCAUUAGAUAAUUCAAAUUUGUUAAAAGAUGGAUUUGUGGAUAAAUGGGAAGUCGAGAUUUAUAAUUUCAUAAGUGCUAAAGAAAUUAUAAAAUUAAAUGAUGAAUCAAAAUUGAAUAUUAUUAGGAUAAAUGAACCAAAUAAAACAGUUAAUUUGGACCAAAUGUUGAAUGAAAGUCGUAAAACAGAGGAAUUAAAUGAAUCUGCUAAACGAGAUAGUGUUACAAAUAAAUCAAAUAAAGCUUUACUUAUAAAGAAUAUGAUGAAAGAAAUUAAAGAGGUAAUCAAUGUGUCAAAAAACGAUCUGAUUGAGAAAACGGUAAAAGAAAAUAGUCCUAAAAAGAUGAAGAAAACUAACAAAGUUGAUAUUUUAUCAAUAUUUGGUAACACCUCUUCUAAAAAUCCUAAAAUGAAAGUAAAACCAGUUAAAACAAAGAAAUUAUUUUCUACAAGGUUGAUAAAAGAUUUACCUGAUAAAUCGGUCAAGUCAAAAGAAGAAAACACAAUACAAGAAAAUUUUAUAAAAAAUGAAGAAGAUAAAGACUUAAGAAAUUUAAAAGAUAAAAACGAAGCUUUAAACGUUUCACUACUAAAAGAUAAUGUUAAUGAAGUAAAAUUAGAAGAAAUUUCAAAUAAAAGUAUAAACAGUCAAAAUAAGGAAGAUGAAAAAAUUGUAGUUAAUAAUAAUUUGAUAGAUUUAAACUCUAAUAAUGAAUUAGUUAUAAGUGAAAAAAUUCAAACAUCUAAUGAAAAUCUCAUAGUGAAUGAGUCUAAAGAAACCAAUAAUCAAACUAACAAAGAAGAACUAUUAGGUGAUAUUAUAGAUGGAAAUAAUAAUAGCAUAGGUUUGAUUAAUAAUGAAAUUGAAAUUAUAGAAGAUGAUAUAGAAAAGAUACAAAAAGACCUCAAAAGUGAUGUUGUAGAGGAAAAUAAUGUAAAUGAAUCUUUGAAAAAUGACUCUUUGUUUAUUUUAUCUAAAAAUAUUCAAAAAAAGAAGAAAGCUAAUGAAGAAGAAGAAUUCUUAAAUAUAGGAUUUAGAAGAAGAUCAGUUAUUCAAAACGAUGAAAAUAAAGAAUUAAGUAAUUCUGAAGAAAAUAAAGAAACAUGUAAAUGUUGCAUAGAAAGAGACACUUCAAUACCUCCAAUAAUGAAGAAAAGAGACUCAUUAACCUUUAAAGGAUUAAAUCAGACAAUUUCUAUUGAAAUAAAACCUAAAAAGGGAAUUAAAAAGAAUAAAACACAAAAAUUGUUGAUUUAUAAAAAUAAAAAGAAAUAA
Hepatospora eriocheir is the source of this 1593-nucleotide messenger RNA. NCBI's taxonomy places the organism in Eukaryota, Fungi, Microsporidia, Hepatosporidae. The record is from the annotation of a GenBank genome assembly.